This is a messenger RNA of Closterium sp. Naga37s-1, 1128 nucleotides long. Lineage: Eukaryota; Viridiplantae; Streptophyta; Zygnematophyceae; Desmidiales; Closteriaceae. The record is from the annotation of a GenBank genome assembly.
AUGUCUCCGUACAAUCCGCUUGCUGUCGCCUUCAACUACCCUUCCCGACGCCGUCAAAUCGCCUUCCGGUCGUCCGCACUUUCCUUCCCGUCGCCGCCACUACCUCGUCUAGUCGCCCACACCCACUUCCCCGUCCCGCCGCCAUCACUUCCCGUCGUGUCGCCCUCACUUCCCCGUCGUGUCGCUCUCACUUCCCCGUCGCGUCGCCCUCACUUCCCCGUCGCGUCGCCAUCACUUCCCCGUCGCGUCGCCCUCACUUCCCCGUCGCGUCGCCUUCACUUCCCCGUCGCGUCGCCCUCACUUCCCCGUCGCGUCGCCCUCACUUCCGUCUUCCCAUCUCCCUCACUUCCCCUUCCCGUCCCUUCAACUCCCCGCUCCCCUCGUCCACAAAUCACCUAUCCGAAGCCUCACUUCCCCCCGUUUCCCCCCUGCCUCCCAUCCGUUUCCCCCCUGCCUCCACUCGCUUUCCCCCCUGCCUCCACUCACUCACUUCCCGUUCCCAAAGCCCGUUUCCCCCCUGCUUCCCAUCCGUUUCCCCCCUGCCUCCCAUCCGUUUCCCCUUCUCCUCCCAUCCGUUUCCGCCCUGCCUCCAUUCACUAUCUCCCCCCUUCCUCCUUUCCGAUUCCCCCCUUCCUCCCUUCAGUUUCCCCUCUUACUCCUUUCCGUUUCCCCCCUGCCUCCCUCCGAUUUCCCCCCUUCAUUGCCCUCACUUCUUUCUCCCACCGUCUCCUUUCCCUUCGCACACUGCUGUUUCCGUUUUGGAGACCACUCAAUCCCCCUUCACUAACCCAAUUUUUCCCCUGCUCGGCUCACUCUUUCCCCCUCCCCGAUUUCUUUCCUGCUCUGCUCAUUCUUUCUCCCUUCACUCACCCAAAUGCUCCCCUGCUUCCUCUCUUUCUCCCCCCUCCUCACUCUCUCCCCUUUUUCUCAUCCCAGUUCCCCCCUUCUCCCUCUCUUUGCCUUUUUUCUCACCCAUCUUCCCCUCCACCUUACUCUCUUUCCCCUUUGUGCACCCCUUUCCCCCCACUCGCUCUCUUUCCCAUUUCACUCACACCCUUCCCCCCAUUCCACCCCCUUUUCUCACCCCUCUUGUUGCUCUGCUUACAUUCACCUUUGCCCAUCCCUUAG